Molecule: messenger RNA, 4439 nt
Organism: Pogoniulus pusillus (Red-fronted tinkerbird)
Lineage: Eukaryota; Metazoa; Chordata; Aves; Piciformes; Lybiidae
Gene: XYLT2
Product: xylosyltransferase 2
Exons: 11
Coding region: 68-2644 (858 amino acids)
Biological process (GO): heparan sulfate proteoglycan biosynthetic process; chondroitin sulfate proteoglycan biosynthetic process
Cellular component (GO): membrane
Molecular function (GO): protein xylosyltransferase activity
Source: RefSeq, a predicted model, not a curated record
GGAACGUGCACGCCGCAGGCGCGCGCCGGCACUGGCGGCUCUCUGCCGCGGUGGAGCUGCCGUGACGAUGGUGGCCAGCGGGCGGGCGCGGAAGCUGGCGCGGCGGUACCGGGUGGCAGUAGUCACGGCCCUUGCAAUACUCCUGCUCCAGGGACUCGUCCUCUGGACCUCCGCCGGCCUCGACGAGGAGGGGCCGGUCGAGGAACAGCAGAAAAAAAACAGGUUGCCUGAGAGCAGUGACAGCUCCAAGGACUCGGACAGCUCUGCCGGGCGUCGAGGCAGCACCAGCCGGAAGCAUGGGCGAUGGCGGGGACGGCUGGACAGCCCUGGGGCGCUGGUGUCCAAGGUGAUGAGAGCCGUCACAGCAAGACACAGACCAGGGGGGAGGCUGCCAGCCGUACUGGACACCUCCAGCCACAGGAACCUGUCAGAGCUGCGCAGGGAGGCCCAGCUGGCCAUCUUCCAGCAGGGUGACACAGGCAGUGUGGAGGGGGCUCCUCAACCCACUGAGAAUAGUUUUACCCCAAAAUGUGAAAUCACAGGCAAAGAUGCCCUCUCAGCACUGGCUCGGGCCAGCAGCAAGCAGUGCCAACAGGAGAUCGCCAAUGUGGUGUGUCAGCACCGGGCAGGCAACCUCAUGCCCCAGUCUGUGCCUCGCCACUGCCAGCUCUCAGGCAAGGUCAGCCCUGUCAUCCAGUGGGACGAGAGCCAGCUGCAGCAGGUGCCCCCCAGCAAGCCUGUGCGCAUUGCCUACAUGCUGGUCGUACAUGGCAGGGCCGUUCGCCAGCUGAAACGGCUCAUCAAGGCUGUGUACCACCAGCAGCACUUCUUCUACAUCCACGUUGACAAGCGCUCCAACUACCUUCAUCGAGAGGCAGUGGAGCUGGCCCAGCACUACCCCAACAUCCGUGUAACACCCUGGCGCAUGGUGACCAUCUGGGGAGGUGCCAGUCUGCUGAAGAUGUACCUGCGUAGCAUGAAGGACCUGCUGGAACUGGCUGAGUGGCCCUGGGACUUCUUCAUCAACCUAAGUGCCACCGACUACCCCACGAGGACCAACGAGGAGCUGGUGAUGUUCCUGUCCAAAUACCGAGAUAAGAACUUCUUGAAGUCUCAUGGGCGAGACAAUGCCAGGUUUAUCAAGAAACAGGGCCUGGACCGCCUGUUCCACGAGUGUGACUCCCACAUGUGGCGACUGGGUGAGCGCCACAUCCCCGAGGGCAUUGUGGUGGAUGGUGGCUCCGAUUGGUUCUCACUGACGCGAAGCUUUGUGGAGUAUGUGGUCUACACUGAUGACCAGCUGGUGUCCCAGCUGCGCCAGUUCUACACCUAUACACUCCUGCCAGCUGAGUCCUUUUUCCACACGGUCCUGGAGAACAGUCACGCCUGUGACACUCUGGUUGACAACAACCUCCGCGUGACCAACUGGAACCGGAAGCUGGGCUGUAAGUGCCAAUAUAAACACAUAGUCGACUGGUGUGGGUGCUCCCCAAAUGACUUCAAACCCCAGGACUUCCUCCGGCUACAGCAACUCUCCAGACCCACCUUCUUUGCCCGCAAAUUUGAGUCGACAGUGAAUCAGGAGGUGCUGGAGAUCCUGGACACACACCUCUAUGGCAGCUACCCCCCCAACACGCCAGCCUUGAAGGCAUACUGGGAGAGCAUCUACGACCGUGUCGAUGGGCUCAAUGGCCUCAGUGAUGUCACGCUCACCUUUUACACUGCCUUCUCCAGGCUGGGGCUCCACAAAGCUGCAUCCACACCGGCAGUGAAGGCAGACAAGCUCUGCAGAUUUGAGCCCCAGGGCUUCCCAUCCAGUGUGCACUUAUAUUUCUAUGACGACCAUUUCCAGGGUUACCUGGUGAUGCAGGAAGUGCAGAAUUCAGCAACUGGGCAGACAGAGUUACUAGAGAUGUGGAUGAUGCCCCAAGGAGCUCUGAAGCUGGCAGGUCAUGGAGAGCAGGCAAACCGUUUACAAAACCUUGAGGUGGGAACAGAGUGGGACCCAAAGGAAAGACUCUUCCGCAAUUUUGGAGGUUUGAUGGGUCCUUUCGAUGAGCCAGUGGCCAUGCAGAAGUGGUCACGAGGCCCCAACCUGACAGCCACAGUGGUGUGGAUUGACCCCACCUACAUCAUUGCUGCCUCCUAUGACAUCACAGUAGAUGCUGAGGCAGAGUUCACCCAGUACAAGCCCCCCCUCAAUCAUCCCCUGCGCCCUGGCAUCUGGACCAUCCGCCUCCUCCAGUUCUGGGAGCCUCUGGGGGAGAGCCAGUUCCUGGUGGUGCCCCAGACCUUCAACCGCAAGCAACCUCUCAGGAAAGAUGACAGCAAUUGGCUGCAUGGUGGUCCCCCCCGCAACGAGUACAUGGAGCAGAAUUUCCAGGGCCUGGGAGGGAUUCUCAACCUGCCACGCUCUGAAGAGGCAGAGGAGGAUGCUGUGCAGAAGGCUCAGCUGACGGGCAAGGAGCUGGAGGACUGGGUGGACAAUGCCAUUGGCACCUUCUGGUCCGUGGCAGAUGUCUGCAUGGGCAGCCCCUCUGCUUGCACCUCCCUGCAGACCUGCAGCAAAACCUCCUGGAGCUCCCUCUCCCCAGACCCCAAGUCAGAACUGGGGCCUGUCAAACCUGAUGGGCGGCUGAGGUAGCAGAGGCAGCCAGUGGGGUGGCAGCAGCCUUGGGAGCAAGGAAUAUCCCCUGUCUCCAGCAUGGAGGUGUCUCUGGACUACAUCACCCCGUGACCUUUGCAGCAUAAUCAACCAAGGAAGAGAGAACAGGAAUCCAGGCUGAGUAAAACCUUCCAUGGGGUAUUUGGGCAGAGGGGGAGAUGGGAGUUUAGUUUUUGCCCCCCUCUCCCAAAAACGGGCAUUUGCUGGCCAGACAGAGCAUGCUGGGGUGUCUAGCACUGUGGAGUCAUGGAAGGAGAUGUACAUUUGUUACUUCAGGCCCUAGAGCCUUGGGAAGGAGUAAUGGGGAGGGAGGUAAGGCUGGUGGAUAGGUGGGUUCUGGAGCAGCUUGGCGUCAUGCUGAGUCUUGGGCUGGAUCUCUGAAGAGCUAGGCCCUGUAUUGCUGAUGGAUCCAUAGGAUGGCUGGCAGAGGGCACUAGGGAUAGGCAGAAGCAGAAUGGGUCGAAGCCUGCUGUAUGCAGAGAGCUGCUAGUGGCCCGGGACCUGCAUCUCCUCCCUUCUGCCCCAGCCCGUUAGUUUGUAUUUUAUAAAUAUAUAGAGAAAUAUAUAUGAUGCAAAGUGCAAUAGAGACAAGGCCCCGCAGUGGCCGGGAAGUCCUUGUGUCUCCAUCUCCCCUCAGACUGUAAUGUACUUUGUUCUCUUGGUGUCCUGGCACUACAGGACAAGGUGCUGGGUCGUUUACAGUUUUUUAAUUAACGUUAUUACUGGUUUACUCUUUCUCCAUUUCUCACUGGGGGCUGCUGGGCAGCUGCACCCUCCUGUCUUAAGGCAGGGUUGGUUGUGGGGUGCUGCGGGCCCCCUGAGGCAGAUGCCCAACUGUGCCAAAUGUUUGGAGCUGCCCAUGCGUGGUGUUCAACAGCAAGUGAAGGAGCGCAUGGUUAAUGAAUCAAGUCCAGCAGCCUGCUGUACACCCUUCCACGUCUGUCUCAACCUCAGCAAAGGGACACUUCAGUCCCCUGCAAAAAUGUCAUCACAGGGCUGCUGUCCUGCUACAGAUGAGACAGAAGUUUGCAAUGCUCAGUUGGAUGCCCUGUGCCAUGCCCCUUUGCACAACCUUUUCUCCCAUGCUGGCAGAAGUUCCUGGAGUCUGCUGUACUUUUCUAGCCAAGAAGCAAAGAGACAAGACAGCGGUCUGCAUGUCUCCAUAUGCUCUUUGCUGUUUCUGCUUCCACCUCCCCAGCUCCAGAGGAAAGAAAUACCAUCUUGUCUGGGAAAAGGGUGCAGCAGAGCAUCCCCCUUCCUCACCAUCCUCCAGUACUGCAUCAAGACAUAUGGAUUUGGUUUUCACACUUGGAAAAUGCUUCAGAUCUCACCUGCAGCCUGGGAAAGGGGAAUUGCCCCUUUGCAGGGCUGGGGCAGGGGAACUGAUGAAGAUUAGCUGGAUCCUGUCAAGGCAGGAGCUGGUGACUGGGAGCCUUGGCCAGUUGGGUUUUGCUAUCUCUAAAGCUAUGUGCCAUCCGUCAUCUUCCUCUAAAGCCUUGGCGUUCCCAAAGGACAUUGGUGCUGCAGAUGUGUUGUGAAACAGCACAUGGAGACCUGGAUAUGGAAGGGCACAUACCUGCUGGCAUCUCAGCCCAUCCAUCAUGUGCCCACUCCCUCAGAGAGUGCAUUCUGGGGCUACGGAGGAAUGCAGGGUGAGAGGGACUGUGCAGGGUCUGGUCUCACUCUAGGGGAGCGUGCCAAAAGUUGUCAGAAGCAUUAUGUAAAGUUGUCUUAAAUAUGAAACAUCACCACAAAUAUAUCUCUGUCUCCAUGG